Pimephales promelas (fathead minnow) is the source of this 2074-nucleotide messenger RNA. It is a transcript of the gene pjvk, whose product is annotated as pejvakin. Lineage: Eukaryota; Metazoa; Chordata; Actinopteri; Cypriniformes; Leuciscidae. Gene Ontology annotation, cellular component: cytoplasm. The record is from RefSeq and is a predicted model, not a curated record. Gene Ontology annotation, biological process: programmed cell death.
CCAAGUCAAAUUCAGACCAAUAAUGAACAUACAAAGAAAGGAAAUGCUCAAGUUGAGGUGAACUACAGUCAUGUUUGCGGCAGCAACGAAGAACUUUGUGAAGCAGGUGGGCAACACUGGACGGCUGGUCCCUGUGCCUAGUCUAAGUGAAGCGGACCGAUAUCAACCCCUCAGCUUGGUGACGAGGAAGAGGAGACGACAUUUCUGGAAGAAGACCAAAUAUGCCACAACCCCCUUCUCCCUGAAAGACAUACUUGUGGGAGAGAAAGAGAUCACAGCAGGGGUCUCCUCAUAUCAGCUCCUGAACUAUGAAGACAAGUCUGAUGUUUCCCUAAAUGGGCGUUUGGGCAACCAUCUGAUCCACGAGGUGGGAGUAAACGUGAGUGGUUCAGACUCUGUGGCGGUAAAGGCCUCAUUUGGAAUUGUCACCAAACAUGAGGUGGAGGUUCCUACAUUACUGAGGGAGCUCAAUGCAAGGAAAGUUGACCUUGAUCACUGCUUGAUCCGUCAGUCCAAAGAGAAUGGACGCACUGUCCUGUGCAUUGUCAUGGAGAGCAUUCGCACCACACGACAGUGUUCCCUCACCGUCCACGCUGGAAUGCGUGGGACGACCAUGAGGUUCCAGAUAGAUGACGGUCGAAAUCCUAAAGGGCGAGAUAAAGCCAUUGUUAUUCCGGCCCACACGACCAUAGCAUUCAGUGUGCUCGAGCUUUAUGUGCGUCUUGAUGGACGUCUUGACAUAUGUGUAGCACCAGAGUCAAUGGGAGGGUUUGAGAGGGAACAGAUACGUGACCAGCUCGGGGGAUUCAUUGGCCGCUUUUCCUUUGGAAGACUCAGGAGAUUCCUGUCUGGAAUCAUCUAUGGGAAUCCGUUCAGAGCAGAUGACAGGACAUUUGAAGAGCUCACUCACUCUGAUAUGUACAUGGACGAUGUUGUGACGGACUACUACGAGAAGGCUGCCAGCAUGACUGACCUGUCCACGGCCUACCUGCGGGAUGAGAAGCACAUCCGUGUAAAUCUGCUCAACCAUAACAUACCUAAAGGACCGUGCGCCCUGUGUGGCAUGGGGCAUCAGAAGCGCGAGACUGUCUAUGGCUGCCUGGAAUGCUCUUCAGGGGGACACAAAUACGUCCGCCUCCACGCUGUACCAUGUUUUGACCUCUGGCACAAAACCUUGAGGUGAGAAAUGGCAUGGAGGAACUCCCAGGCUGAUUUUCAAGCAGACCUUGUGCAAUAUGACCACAAGAUGUAAAACCAUCAUCUUUUAUUUCAGAAAAAAACACAAUAAUUAUCUUUGCUCAGUGUUAGUGGCACUGACAUUGUAAACCAAUGAUUUGUAACCAAACAAAUGAUUGUAAACCAACAAAUUCAAAAGAGUUUGACCUCAAUCUGAUUAUUUAUUAAGCGAUUAGUUUUAUCGUUUAUAUAUUUUUUCCUUGUUUGAAUGAGAUGUCAUUAUACCCGUUGCAUCUUAGUUGUUAAAUAAUAAUUAAAGAUAAAGUAGGACCAAUAAUUAGUUUCAUAAUUGUAAAACAGAAAAAAAACACAUAAUACAGUAUAUUAAUAAUACAAAUGGAAACAGACUGAUCUAAGACACAAAACCUGGUGCUAAAUGUUUAUGUACUGUAUUGUUUACAUAUUGUCAGUUACGUUCAUUUAUAUCAGUUUUGAAAUGCCAUUCAAAUGGGCAAGAUAAGAGAUACGCAAGGGCAAAAAGCUAGGGCAGAGAUAUUAGUUUCAUCACGUGAAGACCAUCUGCUGUGUUUUUGAACACACUGGACCGUCUAAAUAAUUCAGGCCUAUCAAUAAAUUAGCCUGUAGAUCACGUGAUGGCAGAGCAGGAAGUACAUCACUGACAGUUGUCUCCUGUGAACAGAACAUUACACCAUCGAACUGUUUCCAGAGAGUGUGUGAAGUGAGGGCAAGGAUAGUGCAAGGUUACAUUUGUGUGCUUAUUUGACAACUGGUGGCCCUACUGGUUAGAAUAGUGUCAUGGAUGGAAAAAAAAAAUGUAAACUGUUGAUUGUAUAACACAGAAUGUCAAAAGCACAUAUUAAAAGACUGCCUCCACAAA